This is a messenger RNA of Ceraceosorus guamensis, 1221 nucleotides long. RefSeq names its product mitogen-activated protein kinase. The transcript is spliced from 2 exons. NCBI's taxonomy places the organism in Eukaryota, Fungi, Basidiomycota, Exobasidiomycetes, Ceraceosorales, Ceraceosoraceae. Gene Ontology annotation, molecular function: MAP kinase activity; ATP binding. Gene Ontology annotation, biological process: intracellular signal transduction; protein phosphorylation. The record is from RefSeq and is a predicted model, not a curated record. Gene Ontology annotation, cellular component: cytoplasm; nucleus. Bases 1 to 1221 code for a protein of 406 amino acids.
AUGGUCUCGCCACAUUGUAAAUCUACGAUCGCACCACCACGUCACUCGCAACCUGUUUCCGCCUAUGUCUCCGACGACGCCGAUCCAUCGCUUUCCAACAUCUCCAUCAAUGCCGACGCAUCUCACCGUCGAUCAUCUCGAACCCAACAAAUAUUGCUCGACACCAGCUUCAACGUCGGAUCCAGAUACAGAGUCUGCGACGUUAUCGGAGAAGGCGCGUACGGCAUCGUCUGCUCAGCCAUCCACAGACCAUCUGGACAAAAGGUGGCCAUCAAGAAGAUUCAACCGUUCGAACACCAAAUGUUCGCUCUGCGAACAUUGAGAGAGCUCAAGUUGCUGCGCUAUUUCCAAGACUGCGAGGUCUCAGAGAACAUCAUCUCCAUUCUCGACAUUGUCAAGCCGCCAUCUUAUGAGCAAUUUCAGGAAGUCUACCUCAUCCAAGAGCUGAUGGAAACGGAUCUGCACCGCGUCAUCCGCACCCAAAAGCUUUCUGAUGAUCAUGCCCAGUACUUCACCUACCAAAUCCUCCGCGCUCUCAAGGCAAUGCACUCCGCUGACGUCAUCCACCGUGACCUCAAGCCUAGCAACCUGCUCUUGAACGCAAACUGCGACCUCAAGGUCUGCGACUUCGGCCUCGCUCGCAGCAUCCGCACUGCCGACCCCGGAGGAGAGACUGGUUUCAUGACUGAAUACGUUGCCACUCGAUGGUACCGUGCACCCGAAAUCAUGCUCACCUUCAAGCAGUACACCAAGGCCAUCGACGUCUGGGCAGUCGGCUGCAUCCUCGCAGAGAUGAUCAGCCAAAGGCCCUUGUUCCCCGGCCGUGACUACCACCACCAGCUCGCUCUGAUCCUCAACGUCUUGGGCACACCAUCCAUCGACGACUUCUACUCCAUCGGAUCUCGUCGUUCUCGAGACUACAUUCGCGCUCAGCCUUUCAGAAAGCGCAAGGAUCUCGGCAAGAUGUUCCCCCACGCUUCUGCCGAGUGCCUCGACUUCCUGACCAAGACGCUGGCUUUCGACCCCAAGAAGCGUCCCACGGUUGAAGAAUGCCUUGCUCACCCUUACCUCAGCGCUUAUCACGACCCAGAGGACGAGCCUACCUGCCCCUCCCUCGAGCCUGAAGAAUUCUGGUUCGACAUGGCCAAGAGCACCACCACCACUGAGGACAUCCGCAAGGACUUGUGGGACCAGAUCAACGACUUUACCCCUCUCGUCUAG